CUUGGUUUAAAUACUUUUGUGACUCUUCACUGCAAUUCCACAGUAUUUACAAUCUGAAUCUUUUAACAUUUAAAUGAAACAAUGAUGAAUUCUCCUUUCCUGCAGUGUGCCAAUGUGUAACCAAUCGUUUAAACCUUCUGGGAACUAAAGAGGACCACUACAGGAUCAUGGUGAAGACCUACAGCAACUGCACCAUAGUCUUGGAGAACCUGGAGAUCACAUACAUGGAGGAUCACCGUGACCUGUCCUUCCUCCGGUCUAUCAAAGAAGUUGGUGGCUAUGUCCUGAUCGCCCUCAAUACAGUAUCCAGGAUUCCUCUGGAGAACCUGCGCAUCAUUCGAGGCCAUUCUCUCUAUGAUGGAAGUUUUGCUCUUUCUGUGUUUUCCAAUUAUAACAACUCUACAAAUAAGGGCACCGAUCAGAUUCUUCUGACCAGCCUGACAGAAAUUCUUAAAGGAGGAGUAAAUUUUUUUAACAACCAGCUGUGCAAUGUGGAAACAAUCCAGUGGUCCGAUAUUGUUAAUGUUGGAAACAUCAGCAUUGAUCCAACUCCUAGCAAAAACAAAAAUUGUGGAAAAUGUGACUCAAGCUGCUUCAAUGGCUCAUGUUGGGCACCUGGUCCUCAAAACUGUCAGACUUUGACAAAGCUGAACUGUGCCCAGCAGUGCUCUAGAAGGUGCAAAGGACCUUCACCGAGUGACUGUUGCAAUGAGCAUUGUGCCGCGGGGUGCACGGGACCCAGAGCUGAAGACUGUCUGGCCUGUCGGGACUUCCAGGAUAAUGGGGUGUGUAAGGACUCCAACCUGUACCAGCUGGUUCCUAAUCCGCAUGGAAAGUACAGCUUCGGAGCCACCUUUGUCAAAAGCUGCCCACUGUGUAAUGGACUUGGAACAGGAGAAUUGGCUCACGUUCUGUCUAUCAAUGCCACAAACAUCGGCUCCUUUGAAAACUGCACCAUAAUCAAUGGUAACAUUGACAUCAUCAUCACAUCAAUUUAUUUGGAUCAAUUCACCAAAACACCAAAGAUGGAUCCUGAGCAGCUUAAUGUGUUCAAGACGGUUAAAGAAAUUACUGGGUACCUGUGGAUUCAAACAUGGCCAGAUACCAUGAGCUCACUGAGUCCUUUUGAGAAUCUGGAGGUCGUUCAGGGGAGAACUAAACGCGGAAGCCGCAGUUUGGUUGUGUCUGGGCUCCAUAUCACCCACCUGGGCCUGAGGUCCCUCAGAGAAAUCAGUGAUGGAGAUGUGUUUGUCUCUAAGAACUCUGAACUCUGUUACACCGAUGCAAAGCACUGGCAGAAGCUUUUCAAAUCACCACACCAAACUGUUAAUAUAGAGGGCAAUGCCAACGCUGCCACCUGCGCUCUGAGGAACGACACUUGCGACAGGAAGUGCACGGUGGACGGCUGCUGGAGUCCGGGCCCCAGUAUGUGCAUUUCGUGCCGCGACUACAAGCACGACGGGAGCUGCGUCGACUCCUGCAACAUCCUGGAGGGAGAGCCGCGCGAGACAGCUAUGAAUAAAACCUGCAUCAAGUGCCAUCCCGAGUGUCAGCCCAUGAACGGGACCGCAACCUGCAGUGCACCUGGGUCUGCUAACUGCACUAAAUGUGCCAACUUUAAAGAUGGACUGUUCUGCGUGUCCCGAGCUCGAAGCGUCCACUGAGGCGUUCUUGGUCCUCUGAUUAAAAUCAGACACCCCAAGAGACAUGUUUUUAUUCAACACUGUAGGAUUUUUGAGUGGUUUUUGGUGUUUUUCCAUUUAAAACAAACCGAUUAUGCCUGACUUAAUUUCUCCUUUUUUUAAAUGCUUUUUGGACCUAGAAGGCUUACGGUCAUGUGAGGAGGGAAAUGUUGACAAGCCUUGCUGGUAAAAACUAAGAACACCUUGUGAUUCUGUAGCUUGUCGAGGCACCUUCAGCAGCAAUAACUUGAAGUAAUCGUUUUCUGUGUGACUUAUCAGUCUCUCAUAUUUCUUAUUGCUUUACAACAUUGCUUCAGUUCAUUGAGAUUUUCUCUUAAGGUCCUAGUGUGGCAACCCACUAGAGGGCUCCACUCAAACCCAAACUUGGAGGAGGGGUUCUGUUGUGUUUGGGUGCGAAAUGCUGACUUAAUGUAUUGAAGUGAAUAAAUAAAUAAACAAA
Molecule: messenger RNA, 2142 nt
Organism: Oreochromis niloticus (Nile tilapia)
Lineage: Eukaryota; Metazoa; Chordata; Actinopteri; Cichliformes; Cichlidae
Product: epidermal growth factor receptor
Exons: 14
Coding region: 168-1664 (498 amino acids)
Source: RefSeq, a predicted model, not a curated record